CAAAAGACAUCUUUAACUUUCAACAAUAAAAUCCAAAAAAUUAACAUCAAGAUAUUGAUACAAUACCACCGUAAUCAUGGGUAUCAAACAAUUGAUGGCUAUCAUCAAGGAUGAAGCUCCUGAUGCUGUUAAAGAAGGAGAAAUUAAAAAUCAAUUUGGUAGGAAAGUUGCUAUUGUAAGUAUUUUACUGAUAUUCUAUACUUACUUUUGCGCAAUUGUCUGACUUUUCAUUUAGGAUGCGUAUGUACCUUCAACAUCUAUCUUUAUGGGUUUCAGAAACUAAUGCCUACCAGAUCCAUGUCUAUAUAUAGUUUCCUCAUCGCCGUCCGCUCUGGUGGUGAAAUGCUCACAAACGAAGAGGGAGAGACUACCUCACAUUUAAUGGGCAUGUUCUACCGGACUCUCCGUAUUGUCGAUAAUGGUAUCAAACCAGUCUAUGUUUUCGAUGGCGCACCACCAAAACUCAAGUCCGGUGAAUUAGCAAAACGUUUCCAGCGUAAAGCAACUGCUACAGAAGGAUUAGAAGAAGCCAAGGAAACCGGUACCGCAGAAGAUAUUGAAAAAUUUUCAAGAAGAACAGUUAGGGUUACCAGAGAACAUAAUGCCGAAUGUCAGAAAUUAUUAAAGUUGAUGGGAAUCCCAUUUAUUAUUGCGCCAACCGAAGCAGAGGCACAAUGUGCUGUUUUAGCAAGAGCAGGAAAGGUUUAUGCGGCUGCGAGUGAGGACAUGGAUACAUUAUGUUUCGAUUCUCCUAUCCUUCUACGACAUCUCACUUUUAGUGAGCAACGCAAAGAACCUAUUCAAGAAGUUAUUUUGGAGAAAGUCCUUACAGGUUUAAAUAUGGAUCACAAACAAGUAAGAAACUGUGACAUCCUCUUAAUUGGCGCGAUGCUAAUACAACCCAUAGUUCGUAGAUCUCUGCAUCCUCCUCGGUUGCGAUUAUCUCGACCCUAUUCCUAAAGUUGGUCCACACACCGCCCUUAAACUUAUUCGCGAACAUGGCGAUCUGGAAACCCUCGUCGCAUGGAUCAAAGCCGACAAAAAAGAACGUUAUACCAUCCCAGAAGAUUGGCCGUACCAAGAUGCUCGCGAACUAUUCUUCAACCCUGAUGUCCGUCCUGCCGAUCACGAAGACUGUGAUUUUAAAUGGGAAGCCCCUGAUAUCGAAGGACUUGUCAAAUUCCUCGUCGUCGAAAAAGGUUUCUCCGAAGAUCGUGUUCGCAGCGCUGCUCAAAAACUUACCAAGAAUCUCAAAUCAUCACAACAAGCUAGAUUAGAGGGAUUCUUCAAACCAAUCCCAAAGACAGACGAAGAGAGAGCGAGUUUAAAACGUAAAAAUGAUGAGAAACAUGAAGCGAAGAAAAAGAAGGUUAAGGAUGAGAAGAAGGAAAAAGCAAAGGCGAAGGCAAAGCCUAGAGGUACUGCUUAGGUGGUCGGAGAAACGUGUAUCAUCUGCUAUAUUAGGGCUUGGUUCAAAGGCGUACAUGCAUUAAACGAAAGGGAAAGGGGCAAAUGGAGUUCAAACGGCGAGCAUAUUAUAUUUUUGCCUCGGGUAAAGUAACUUACUACCCGAAUGGAAUAAGAUAGUGGCAUUUGAAAAUGUAGCAAAAUCUAUUCUAUUAAUAAGAUUACAAAUAAAUAAAU
This is a messenger RNA of Sclerotinia trifoliorum, 1644 nucleotides long. NCBI's taxonomy places the organism in Eukaryota, Fungi, Ascomycota, Leotiomycetes, Helotiales, Sclerotiniaceae. The record is from the annotation of a GenBank genome assembly.